UUGACCCCCACCCCCAUGAAUAUAUACAAUCUACACACACACACACACACACUAGAAUUAAAUCCAAAGCAGAAAUUUGGAAUCAUGUAUGGCACUGAUACUUGUGGAUGCUAACAUGUGUGCCGAUACGUAUGCUUAUACCACUAUGUUCGGCACUUGACCUCCACGCUGCUAAAGACUACUGCAAUAAUCCAUCCAUCCUUAAAGCCCCAGGGCCAGCGGUAGCGGUGAGAAAUAUAUCUCGUACCUCCAUUUACACCACUAUACUGUCCAUCUUCUGCUGCUGUGAUAUGAUCUGCUUCUAGCCACUCCCACAAACACACGCAGUGCAGGGUGUGAUAGAGCGGAAACAUGAAGCCAUCUCUCACCAACUUUGAUGACGUCUAUGGCCAUUCCCAGCAACCCUUUAACCUGAGGGGUGAUGACAGUGGGGUUAACGGGGCACGUGUUGCGGAUCUUGGAGAGCUUGAACAGUCUGCUGGGAUUGGAUUCUUGGAUGCUGUUAAUUUGAGCAGAAUAUACAAUGGCAUGAAGGCAAGCAAUGUCUCAGUUGUGUGUAAUAACUCCCAGUUUGGUGGAUUCACCAAUAGUUUGGUACCUUCAGGAGAGAUGGGGUCAUCAGGUGGAGGAGUAGACACAGUGCAGUGUACGGUGCAAAAGGGUGGAACAAUGGGGUUUGGAGGGUCAAAUGGAAGUGAAAACAUCGAGAACUGGGGAGAUAUGGGGGUGGUAGCAGAUCGCAGCCAACAGAGAGAAACUUCAACAGAUACUGAUGACAAAAUUCUGUUCACUGGAGUUCAUCAUCAAAGAUUGAUAGUUGUGGAUUCUAUAGACCAGACCAGGCAGAGAAUCGGAGAUCAUAAGGCACUUCGCAGACUGGCUCAGAACCGUGAAGCUGCAAAGAAGAGUCGAAUGAGAAAGAAGGCGUACGUUCAACAGCUCGAGAACAGUGGGAAAAGGCUUGCACAGCUGGAGCAGGACAUCAAAAGAGCACGGCAGCAGGGUAUCUCCAUUGCAUCUGGAUUUUCAGGAGAUGAGAUUCAUUCUAUGGGUGGGAGUGGAUCUAUGGCAUUCGACAUAGACUAUGCACGCUGGUUGGAUGAACAUCAACGACUCAUUAACAAUCUGAGAACAGCUGUAAAUUCUCAUGUGACCGACAGUGAAUUGCAGCUUCUUGUUGACGGGGUGAUGUCCCAUUAUGACGAAAUAUUCCGGCUCAAGAGCUCAGGUGCAAAAUCGGACAUAUUUCAUAUUCUCUCCGGUGUGUGGAAAUCGCCUGCUGAAAGGUGUUUGAUGUGGUUGGGGGGAUCUCGCUCGUCUGAGGUUCUCAAGGUACUCGGAAACCAAAUCGAGCCGUUAACAGAACAACAGCUUGUUGGCAUUUUUAAUCUACAGCAAUCAUCCCAACAAGCUGAGGAUGCUUUAUCCCAAGGAAUGGAAGCUUUACAACAAUCACUUGUGGAGACACUCUCCUCCAGCUCUGUUGGUCCUCGUAGUUCUGAAAAUGUUGCUGAUUACAUGGGACAAAUGGCAGCUGCAAUGAGCAAACUAGCAACACUCGAGAAUUUCCUUCAUCAGGCUGACCUUCUCAGACUGCAAACCUUACAACAACUGCGACGAAUCUUGACUGCACGUCAAGCUGCCCGUGCUCUUCUUGCCAUCAACGAUUACAAGUCGAGGCUCCGAGCUCUGAGUUCUUUAUGGCUAGCACGUCCGAGAGGAUGACAGUAGCCUUUUUCUGCAGUAUUUGUCUUAAUAUGACCAGAUGCCCAUGCAAAUUGAUGACAAUUGGGUCAAUGUAAGUAUGCCUUCUGAGACAGUACUAGGUGAAUCUUUUGCUGUACCUAGGAAAUGUUUAUACAGGCAAUUAAUUAAUUUCUUACCACUAUGAGAAAAUGUCAUGAAUUAUAUGAUAACAAUCACCCCUGAAAAGGAGUUGAUUUUAGGUUGUAGUAUUACUACCAGAAAUUCCUGUUCAACCUUUUAUGGCAUACCAAAACUAACACCAUCCCAUUAAUGCGCUUACACAUUAAUACAAACUUCCAAGAUCAGUGCUACCACAGAUAUUUCAUUUACAUGCAUUUACAUUAGCUGAACAGUGAAUAAAAUAUUCACAUCCUUUGUUGAAAUAAAAAAAAAAAAAAAA
Sesamum indicum (sesame) is the source of this 2146-nucleotide messenger RNA. RefSeq names its product transcription factor HBP-1b(c38). Gene Ontology annotation, biological process: DNA-templated transcription; regulation of DNA-templated transcription. Gene Ontology annotation, molecular function: sequence-specific DNA binding; DNA-binding transcription factor activity. Lineage: Eukaryota; Viridiplantae; Streptophyta; Magnoliopsida; Lamiales; Pedaliaceae. The record is from RefSeq and is a predicted model, not a curated record.